CCGACACAGUGAGGCUUCUGCUCUCAGCCUCUCGUCAGGGAAACAUAAUACUUUAUCAACCCGAAUGUGACUUAUUCCAAUGACAUUUAGGCUAGCAGUACAGAACUGGAGAUACCGUGUGGAAACAUAGUCUCAACAUGGGCGCGCGCACGCUGCCGGAUCUUGUCGGUGACUUUCAAUGAAGAAUGUUUUAUUUUUCGUAUCUUCGCUGUAAUUGGACAUCGACCAUGAAUUAUGUUUGUGAAAACAGUUGCCUGUAAUGUGUCUUGAACUUUCAGGAAUAAUUGCUUGACGGAUUCGUUUGACAUGGACUCAGUGGAUAAAUAAAUCAUAAUAGCCUAUUCUGUCGAUACCAAAAGGUAAUAGUUUGUCCCGUCACUCAGUUUAUUUACUGUCAUUUUUGCUGAAAGUACCAAAUGGACCGAGCAUCUUCACACUAUAAAAUACACGCACAUAGGAAUUAAUGAAGAACUUAUCGUUUGGGAUAAAAAUCAAACAGGGUUUGGAAAUCUCACAAUGAGGCUGAAAUCAUCGAGGUUAGGUUACCUAUUCCUUCAAUUCACGACUCUGUGUUUUUACACGCAGAUGACGAUGCAGUCCAUCUCCGUACCCAAUUUUAAGCACCACGUAACGGAGCAGAGUCGUCUAUCCGACAGGAUGAGUCGGAGAUUAACAAGGACUUAUCAGCUCUAUAGCCGGACCAGCGGAAAACAUGUACAAGUCCUGGGCAAUAAGAGGGUCAAUGCCAAUGGCGAGGAUGGAGAUAUUCAUGCUAAACUUGUUGUGGAAACCGACACGUUUGGAAGCCGGGUUCGAAUCCGAGGAGCAAAAACAGGAUACUACAUAUGCAUGAACAAGAGAGGCAAGCUUAUUGGACGGAGGAAGGGCCGUGGCAGGGACUGCAUAUUCACUGAGAUCGUUCUGGAAAAUAACUACACGGCUUUGCAGAAUGCUAAGUACAAAGGCUGGUACAUGGCCUUUACACGCAAGGGCCGACCCAGGAAAGCCAUGCAGACCCAGCAGCACCAGCGAGAGGCUCAUUUCAUGAAACGUCUUCCUCGAGGACACCUGUUAACAGAAAGGAAGCCUUUUGAUUUAAUCCCAUAUCCCAUAAACAAGAGGACUAAGCACCAUCAACGCACAAGUGCAAAUUGAGAAAAGGGCAGUAUCAUAUCUUAUACUGGAGUGCUAUCUUAAUUUGAGUUAACCUAAUCUAUGUGCAUCCAUAGUUCUGGACAUCAUGGCAAACUGAGGCUGUGUAAAAUAAAAAGAAAAAAGGAGGCUGUACUGAUGGAUGACUGUGCUACAAACAGUUUUUUUUUCUGGGACAAUUACUGAACUGUUGACUGAACAGAGGACACCAUAAGCCUUGCAAUAAUGAGCAACACAUCUCUGGGAAUACAACAAGACAACAGAACACAUGACGCGCAAACACUCUCAUCUCUCAAAAAUGUGCACAAAUUUGACCUUUUGGGAUAACACAUAGCUUGCCACAGGGUCAGUACUUUUUAAGGGGUCCUAUUAUGCAAUUUAACUUUUUCAACUAUAGUUAGUUUGUAAUGUGCAUAAAGAAAGCAUAAAAAAAUAUCUGCGAGGUUACAAAGUUUAAAGAUAUUUUAUUUAAAAGAAUCCACUUUCCAAGAACUACAGCAAACGACUCGUUUGGACAACAAUGCUUUUUAUUCCGGGCUUUGUUAACUCAUAAUGUUACUCAGUUUCAUAAUAUCUGCCCACAGAAAACGCAAAUAAGGGGACUAGGCCUGGAUGAGCUGCAUUAGAGAAGACAAUGUUGUCACUAUGGCAAAGAGACACUGUUUUGUCCCCCAUUUUCCAGAGCUAUGUCCUGUUAUGUUUUCUAUUAACAGUUCCAAUUAUACGUUAUAUGUAGUUUCUACAAUGUAAAGAAAAGGGCAAAGCUUUGCCUCCACUAUUCUCAGAACACCACACAGUUGUAGGUUUGAGAUGAUAUUCACUAAUGAUCGCGCGUGUGAGGUCGACAGUCGACUACUGUGAGCUUCGACCGAAAACAGGAAGCAAAUAGCAAUAUUAUGAAGCUGCAGACUCGGAGCCUGCAUCUACAGUCCCCCACCGAGAGUCCCGCAUUCUCAGACCCUUCGUUUUUCGAACACAGCGCCUCCUGCUGUUCAAAAGAUCCCGCACACAGAGUACAGCACACGAUUAUCCAAAUGCAAUAAAAAACAAUAGGAUGCAAUAUUACGUUCUCCAAAUAAAUUAUCCAAUAAAUAUUUGCGU
Molecule: messenger RNA, 2253 nt
Organism: Pimephales promelas (fathead minnow)
Lineage: Eukaryota; Metazoa; Chordata; Actinopteri; Cypriniformes; Leuciscidae
Gene: fgf8b
Product: fibroblast growth factor 8b
Molecular function (GO): growth factor activity
Source: RefSeq, a predicted model, not a curated record